Neltuma alba is the source of this 1090-nucleotide messenger RNA. RefSeq lists its product as uncharacterized. Lineage: Eukaryota; Viridiplantae; Streptophyta; Magnoliopsida; Fabales; Fabaceae. The record is from RefSeq and is a predicted model, not a curated record. Bases 68 to 1090 code for a protein of 340 amino acids. The transcript has 5 exons.
UCGUGCUGGCCCUGGCAUCAACAGAUAACAUUUCUGAACGAUCCUUGAUAAUUUACUUAUUCCAGCAAUGGUGAAUCCAGUAGCAGCAGCAGUGGUGGUGGGUCUGAUAGGGUUGACUUAUAAGGCCCUAAGGCCGCCUCGUCCUAAAGUCUGCGGUUCGCCGGGAGGUCGCCCGAUCACAUCACCGAGGGUGAAACUCAGUGACGGCAGACAUGUGGCCUAUCGGGAGGGAGGAGUUCCCAAGGAAGAGGCUAGGUACAAGAUCAUUGUGGUUCACGGAUUUGCCUCGUCCAAAGACUUGAACUUGCCUGUAUCCCAAGAACUCAUAGAUGAACUAGGCAUAUAUUUCCUGUUCUACGAUCGAGCAGGAUAUGGAGAGAGUGAUCCAGACCCAUCUCGUACAGCGAAGAGUGAAGCGUAUGACAUUCAAGAGCUGGCUGACAAAUUGCAAAUAGGGGCUAAAUUUUACGUCCUGGGCUUCUCAAUGGGAGGCUACAUUGUUUGGGGUUGCCUCAGAUACAUACCUCAUAGGUUGUCAGGAGCAUCGCUGGUGGUUCCAUUUGUAAGCUACUGGUGGCCUUCUUUUCCUCAGGAUUUACUGAGAGAAGCCUUCAAGAGGUUACCUCAUAGAGACCGGUGGACAUUUAGGGUAGCUCAUCACGCCCCUUGGUUGUUACAUUGGUGGAUGUCCCAAAAACUGUUCCCUUCACUGAGUUUCCUGUCUGGGAAUAUGUCUGUCUACAGUCCUGACGAUCUGGACUUGUUGAACAGCUUGUCAAAACAACCUAGUAUUGGUGAGGAGAAGAUAACACAACAAGGAGAGCAUGAAUCGUUGCACAGAGAUUUGAUCACUGCACUGGGGAAGUGGGAAUUUAGUCCAAUAGAGAUCAGGAAUCCAUUCCCAGAGAAGGAAGGUUCAGUGCACAUAUGGCAAGGGUAUGAAGAUAGGGUGGUUCCUCACACAGUGAAUCGAUACAUAUCUCAGAAACUUGGAUGGAUUCAGUAUCACGAGAUUGCAGAAGCAGGCCACUUUCUGUUCUUAAGGAACAUUCACUGCGAUGCUGCUGUAAGAGCUCUUCUGCUCUCCUAA